AUGGCAACUGAAAUUGGUUCUCCCCCGCGUUUCUUCCAUAUGCCACGGUUCCAACACCAGGCUCCUCGUCAGCUUUUCUAUAAGCGUCCUGAUUAUGCACAACAGCAAGCCAUGCAGCAGCUUACCUUUGAUGGCAAACGUAUGCGAAAGGCUGUGAAUCGUAAGACUAUAGACUACAACCCAUCUGUUAUCAAAUAUUUGGAGAAUAGAGUAUGGCAGAGAGAUCAGAGAGACAUGAGAGCCAUCCAGCCAGAUGGUGGAUACUAUAAUGAUUUGGUUCCUCCUGUUGGGAUGCUUAACAAUCCACUGAAUGCUGUCACUACAAAGUUUGUGAGAACGUCUACCAACAAAGUGAAAUGCCCCGUCUUUGUAGUUAGAUGGACUCCUGAAGGUCGCCGCUUAGUUACUGGAGCCUCAAGUGGAGAGUUCACUCUAUGGAAUGGGCUGACAUUUAAUUUUGAGACCAUUUUACAGGCUCAUGACAGCCCUGUCCGAGCUAUGACCUGGUCACACAAUGACAUGUGGAUGCUGACUGCUGACCACAGUGGAUAUGUGAAGUACUGGCAGUCUAACAUGAACAACGUCAAGAUGUUCCAGGCACAUAAGGAGGCGAUUAGAGAGGCCAGGUUUAUAACCAAUCUAACAUUUUCCAUAGUUGUUGUUGUUAUCAAUCUUUACUGUUGUAAUUCUUUAUUAGGUUGUCUUGGGCUGUGUGGGGGGACAGGCUUAUUCAGUUGUAAAUUGCUUCUACACAUCCAAUGUUGUGUUUUAUCCUGCCCCCCUACAGCAAUGUAUACACCCUUUCACACAAACUGUGUAUGCCGAGACAUUUUCUUUAUAAAUAAAGAAUUCUGUGCCUUUAAUAGUUCACAGAUGCUAAAUAAAGCACACAGACAU
Molecule: messenger RNA, 897 nt
Organism: Staurois parvus
Lineage: Eukaryota; Metazoa; Chordata; Amphibia; Anura; Ranidae
Source: the annotation of a GenBank genome assembly